GAUCAUGUCGUACGUGCCGGGGCAGCCGGUCACUGCCGUGGUGCAAAGAAUUGAAAUACACAAGCUUCGACAAGGUGACAAGUUGAUUCUGGGAUUCAGCAUUGGAGGUGGCAUUGAUCAGGAUCCUACUCAGAAUCCUUUCUCUGAAGACAAGACUGACAAGGGUAUCUAUGUAACAAGGGUGACAGAAGGAGGCCCAGCAGAAGUUGCAGGACUUCAGAUUGGAGAUAAGAUCAUGCAGGUGAAUGGCUGGGACAUGACCAUGGUGACCCAUGACCAAGCUAGGAAGAGGCUCACAAAAAGGAAUGAAGAAGUGGUACGGCUGCUGGUGACCAGGAAAUCUCUGCAGAAGGCUGUGCAACAAUCCAUGAUGUCCUAAUCAAUCACUAGGCAGGGGAAGGGUUGGGGAGGGAGAUGUAUAGACUGCUACCAAGGAAGCAGAUGCUAGAGCUGAAUGGGUUGUCUGGAAGGAGUGCAUGUUCCUAACUGUGGUAAACACUACUUUUAUUAUUAUUUUUUCCCCCCUUCCUCUGGUGUAACUAGCAAUAGUAAACCUCUAGUGUCUUCAGCAGAGUGCUUCUCUAACACCUUCCCUGCAGGGAUAUGGUAAGACUGUGUUGUAGUCAGGGCUUUCAGGAGGACAGGACAAACCCUCAUUACUUAAGGAAGCAACUGGAAAAGCCUUAACUUUUGACAAGAUUCUUUUGCAGCACAAAAGCUUUUUAUUUUAAGGGGAAAGGUGGUUUCUGCUAUGGAAGCUAAGGGUUUGCUGUGCUUAAGCUUUUUAAAAAGUGAGCUGUCCUGUCCCUCCCCAGAAUUAAAAGGCCAGAAUUGAGUUGCAUCCUGCUGUGGGGAGGAGCACUACACUACUCUCACAUUGUGUGCUAGCUAGACAGUGUGCUGAAGGGUUUGGGGCAUUGUGCUUUACUGCAAAGAUUCCCUGUACAAAGCAGCCUCUUCAGACAAAAACCUAACAGCUAGUUAAUUAGUGCCUGUGAAGUACACUAAAAGUUCAUCAGCACUACAGUUCAGCUUCACAGAGAAAAAAAAAAACCUUAAUUCUCCUUAUUCCCAAGUAAUUUGCAACAUCAAAUGAAUCAAGUUUAAAUUAAAGGAGUAUGAAGCAGGAAAGAUAAUGGUGUUGCUGAACUUACCAAAAGAGCUGCUCAUAGCUGUGGAGUCUUUAGUUCUUCAUCCCACUUCUGUCAGACUUGGGAGGGGUACAUUUUGGUCUGUUCUAGAACACUGAUGAAAUCACUGAUUUGUUGGAUGGAAGAGCUGAAGAUGCCAUCAAUUUGCAAAAGUGCCUCUUGACCAGAUUGAAGAUGCUAAGUUGUUUAACACACCACAGGAUUUCAGAUUCUUGCUGCAACACUAAGUUAAUUCCCUAGCAUCCUAGUGGGUUGCUAACCAGUUGGCUUUACAGUUAUCCAAAAACUGGAGUUGAUUUAUACUUCUACACUUUCCUUAAGCAGUCUUCAGGUAAGCUGUUGUAAAUAGAACAGGAGAAGGUGGCAGACUUAACUUAUUCAGUACAUUACUGCUGUGCCAUGUAGGUUUGUUGUGAUGAAUGCAUCUCAGACUGUUCUGUACACACCAGCUGUGCCUAGUGACCAUUUUUAUACCUAUGGCAUUCCUACAAUCCUGCUUUUAAAUUUUGUAACUUAAGUCAGUGGUAAAUUUUAAGGCUUUCAGGUUGAAGUUAUUUUUGUUACUAUAAAGAUACACUGCUAUUUGU
Molecule: messenger RNA, 1738 nt
Organism: Indicator indicator
Lineage: Eukaryota; Metazoa; Chordata; Aves; Piciformes; Indicatoridae
Gene: TAX1BP3
Product: Tax1 binding protein 3
Exons: 4
Coding region: 5-379 (124 amino acids)
Biological process (GO): neurotransmitter receptor transport, endosome to postsynaptic membrane; neurotransmitter receptor transport postsynaptic membrane to endosome
Cellular component (GO): postsynaptic membrane; postsynaptic density; adherens junction
Molecular function (GO): protein binding
Source: RefSeq, a predicted model, not a curated record